GAAAUCUGCGGCAAGGCGCUGUCCUCAAGUGGUGUUCUGAAAAACCACCGGCGAAUCCAUACUGGAGAGAAACCUCAUGUUUGCGACAUCUGCACGAAGCUUUCACCUAUAAACAGCAGCUCACCGUUCAUCAGAUGUCGCACGACAACAUCAGACCCUUCGUGUGCGAGGUUUGUAACAAGUCCUUUCUGAGAAAAGGAAAUCUUACAGAGCAUCAAAGGAUCCACACAAGAGAGAAACUAUUUGUAUGUGACGUUUGCAACAAGGGUUUUUCAUGUAGUGGCAGUCUGAGUAAUCACAAGAGGAUUCAUAGUGGUGAGAAGCCUUAUACUUGUGAAUCUUGUGGUGAAUCAUUCAUGUACAGUUAUCAGUUGACUGAGCAUGGAAGAAUCCAUACGGGUGGGAACACCAAACCAUUUGAGUGUGAAGUUUGUAACAAAGCCUUUGGAAAGAAGAGUCAUCUGAAAGAUCACCAGGGCAUCCACAUUAAAGAGAAAAACUUUAUUUGCCAACUCUGUGGCAAAGCCUUCUCGACAGGUGCUCACCUGAAGAGGCAUGAGAAAUCGCACUCUGUCAUCAAGAGCAAAUUUGUCUGUGUAAUUUGCGACAAGUCUUGCACUUCCGAAGACAAGCUCAAGAAACACCACCUGAAGCUCCACAGUGGCGAAAAACCCUACUCGUGUGAUGUUUGCCAGAAGACGUUUUCCCAAAAGAGCCAUCUUAAAGAACACCAGAGGGUUCACACGGGAGAGAAACCAUUUGUUUGUGAUAUUUGCAACAAGGCCUUCUCUGCAAAAAACAUCUUAAAAACACACCAGAGAGUCCAUACAGGGGAGAAACCAUACAUUUGUAACAUUUGUAGUGAAGCAUUCUCCUAUCCGACACAGCUGAGUGUUCACCGGUUGUUACAUGACAACGUCAGACCCUUUGUUUGUGAAGUUUGCAACAAGUCCUUCUUGAGAAGGGGAAAUCUCACUGAACACCAAAGAGUCCACACCAGAGAAAAACCGUACGUAUGUGACAUAUGCAACAGGGGUUUCUCUUGUAGUGGCAGCCUGCACAACCAUAAGUGGACACACACCAGUGAGAAACCUUUCAUUUGUGAAAUCUGCGGCAAGGGCUACAUAUCCGCUGCAGUUCUCAGGAAUCAUAAGUUGGAUCACGAAGAUAAUCCCGAAACUUUUGAAUGCGACGUUUGUCUCAAGACCUUCCGAAGGAAAAACAGGCUGAAGGACCACCACAAGCAGUGCCACAGUGGAGAGAAAUCAUUUAUCUGUGACGUUUGCGGCAAAGCUUUCGCGUUCGGUAGCAGUCUGAAAUCCCAUCAGAGACUUCACAGUGGGGAGAAGCCUUACGGAUGCAAGAUUUGUGGCGACCGUUUCACUUACGCGCCUCAGAGAAAAGAUCACAUGUUGAAACACGACAAUAGGAGACCAUACAGCUGUGAGGUCUGCGACAAAACCUUCCUGAGGAAAAGCAACCUCGUGGAGCACCAGAGGGUCCAUUCUUCCGAGAAGCCUUGCAUCUGCAAUCUCUGUGGUAAGGCCUUCUCCCACAGCAUCCUUCUGAAGAAACAUCAGAAGGUCCACACCAAUGACCGUGUAUUCAUCUGUGAGACCUGUGGAGGAUCUUUUUCUUCAAAGCUGACCCUGAAAUCUCACAAAGCAGUUCAUUCUGACGUAAAGUCGUUUCUCUGUGAUACCUGUGGCGAUGCCUUCCGAAGGAACAGCCAGCUUAAGCGACACCAGAGGGUGCACUCCAAAGAGAGACCCUUCGUUUGCAACAUAUGUGGCAAGAGAUUUCCCCAAAUCCAUACCCUUAAACUUCAUCAUAUUGGGAUCCACACGAACGAUAGACCCUUCAAAUGUGGCACUUGUGGUAAAGGCUUCAUCGCAAAAUAUAAACUAAAAUGCCAUCGACGAGUGCAUACGGGAGAAAAACCAUAUGCCUGUAAUGUUUGCGACAGAGCUUUCUCGCACAAUAUCACACUGAGGAGGCACAAAUGUGACUGUGUUCAAGAAAGUCUGCAUUUUGUUGCACCGGAUUUACCCGUGACUUGUUUUUCCUCUGUGAACUUUGUUGUCGAUACAAGUCACAUAAUGGAGAAUGAAUCGGAGCAAUGCCAGCAGUAUUGUCAAAAUGCUGGUCAGUUUACUUGCGACAUUUGCGGCGAGUCUUUUCCAAGUGACAACGAUCUCACCGAACACCGGCGGAACCACGGCAACGACAAACGACUCGUCUGUAAAAUCUGCAACAAAACCUACUCGAGCAAGGACACUCUCAGGCAUCACAUGAGGAUCCACACCGAUGAGAAGAAAUUCAUCUGUGGCAUCUGCGACAGAGCUUUCCUGCGCAGAAGCGCGUUCAGAGAACAUCAAAGAUGCCACGACAAGAUGCGACCGUUUGUCUGCGACAUCUGUGACAAGACCUUCCCCCGCAAGGACACGCUAAGAAAACACCUGAUCAGCCACACCGGCGACCGACCGUUCUCUUGUGACAUCUGUGGCAAAACCUAUCCAUGUCGCCGCAACCUGCGACGACACGAGAUCGUCCACACCAACGACAAGCGCUUCUUGUGCGACAUCUGUGGCAAAGCCUUCGCGGACGCAGCCCAGUUGAAAACCCACAGUGUCACCCACACCGACGACAAACCCUUCCACUGUGACAUUUGUGGCAAGGACUUCAAUAACAGGGGCAACCUCCGCGCCCACGGGAAGGUCCACGAUAACCUCCGGCUGUUUGCCUGUGGCUUGUGUGGCAAAUCGUUUGCUCGGAGAUCACACCUACAGGUACACCAAAUAAUCCACGAUUCUGCUCGGCCGUUUGCUUGCCCAGUCUGUGGCAAGACUUACUUGCGUCCAGACACAUUCGAGAAACAUCAACAGACUCACAUGACUGAAAGUCCAGACCACUCUGACGUUUCUUCGGACUCGAGUUCCUUAAAUAUGAAAACCGAGGCCAGCAGUGACGUUCAAAAACAGGUAAACUUUUUUUCCAACGGCGCCCUCUUGUGUACGAAUUAUGCACCCGUCAGUCAUCAGGUUUGUGCUCAGUGA
Patiria miniata (bat star) is the source of this 3056-nucleotide messenger RNA. RefSeq names its product zinc finger protein 729-like. Bases 135 to 3056 code for a protein of 973 amino acids. The transcript is spliced from 2 exons. Lineage: Eukaryota; Metazoa; Echinodermata; Asteroidea; Valvatida; Asterinidae. The record is from RefSeq and is a predicted model, not a curated record.